AUGAGCUCUCUAUUUCGUAGCCUUAGCGGAUCAUCCAGCAAACGGGAAAUAGCAGUUAAGGAGGCAAUAUUAGAAGCAUUGCAGGAAAAUGUAAAAGAAAUUGAAUACGACGUGCAAGACAAAAGAGAAGGGGUGGUUCUUGAACUCUGUGAGAGUUCCAAUAAUUUGGUAACUACCAUUGAGGCUGUUUUUCUUCACGGUCUUAAGGAUUCAUUUCUAUGGCAGACCUUAAAUAUUAUUGCCGAAGUGGAAAGCGAACGUAGACCCGAACCAAGUUUCUAUUCACCAAUUAUGAUAUUUCUACACAAAGAAGUGAUUGAACAGCUAACUUCCCUUACACAAGUGACCUCAGAAGUUGGUAUAUGUCGUGCCUGGAUACGUUUAAGCCUCAACGAUGGCUUACUUUCUUCUUAUCUAAAUAAUAUGGGUAAAAACUCUUCAUCCCUUAGUCCAUAUUACAAAAAGUAUGCCUUAAUAAAAGACGCCUCACGUCUCGAGAGAGCUAUUCACCUGAUAAAUAACGUAGAGAGUUUGGUACAAUUUAAGUUGCCAUAUAAUACUAGUCUAAUGAACCAAUGGCCGGACCAUGCUUUACAAUUGUCAGGACUAUGGACACCCACAAUGAAAUCAUGCCCCAUCAGCAGUGGUUUGGAUAUUGCCGGUUCACUGAUUGAGGAAACGAGGGCUAUUCCCAUGCCACAACCAUUGUGCACAAAUCAGCUUUUUUCAGAAUCUAUUUCGAAUAGUCCGUUCCAGAGGAGCGCAACCUUUGGGGCCGAUGAUGUAAAUACCCGAAUGAAUGUCGAUUUAUUUUUGCAAAAAGUUGAAGAAAUGGAAGAAGACGCUGUGGGUGAGGAACCAAUCGCAGAUCAACAAUCACCCUUAACUAGUGAAGCACCCAAAGAAAAUAUUGAGACAUGUGAGGAGGUCAAUCCAUGCGGUAGCAAUUCUCUUAGUAAUCUCAUGCAGAAAUCUUGGUGUUCUGAUAUGAAUUAUGGUGACAAUAAUUCCCAAGAUCGCCCAUUUCAUUUUCAAAGAUCCCUCAGUUUGACCAGCUCGGCAAGUUCAUUGCGAUCUCCGGCAACAGAUCGUUGCAGUUAUAAUGCCUUAUUACGCAAACAUGAAAGGCAACGAGAAGUGGACUGGACAGAGGUGUGGGAAAAGUUUUUGUUACAAAACACCACCGGCAUUGCCGUUUCUCAGUCCACCUUGAAUUGUGAUGAAGAAUGCGAAUCAAACAAAUCCGACUUUGAGGUUGUAUCUGGCGGUUCUAUGGAGAAAUUUGACAUACAGGAACUGCAAGAGAUGGUUGAGCAACUGUGUAAAUUGGCCAGGGAGCCUGGACUAGAUGUUCAAGGAUUUUUGUGUAAAUCAUGUCAACAUCCAUUGGGAAUAGGUUACUCGAAUUUUAGGGUUUGUGCAUUCAGCGGCAACUAUUUUUGUGAUAAUUGUAUGGACAUUGAACCGGUCAUUAUACCAGCAAAAAUAAUAUAUAACUGGGAUUUUCGCAAGUAUUCGGUGUCAAAAAAAGCUGCGUCAUUUCUGGCCGAAUUUCGUACACAGCCAUUUAUUGAUCUAAAGCUACUUAAUCCAGAUAUAUACAAUGCUUCAGAGGCCAUGGCCGAAUUACAAGCUCUACGCAUACGGCUCAACUUCAUACGGGCAUACUUGUGCACAUGUAGUCCCAAGAGCUUUGAAGAAUUGCAAUGCUUAUUUUUCGGCAAGGAAUAUCUAUAUGAACACAUCCAUCAGUAUUCUAUAGGAGAUUUGGCAAUGAUACAACGAGGUUUGUUGUAUCAGAAUUUGCAAAAAGCAUACAAAGUGGGAGAGGCUCAUAUUCUAAAAUGCCCACUGUGCAGUUUGAAAGGUUUCAUAUGUGAAAUUUGUAAAGGACCCAAAGUUUUGUAUCCGUUCCACAUAGAAACAACAUAUCGGUGUUCAACAUGUGGAUCUGUUUUCCAUGCCGAUUGUUUAAAUGAUAACCAGCCAUGUCCCAAAUGCGAAAGGUAUCGUAAACGUGUUGCCUUAUUUACGCCAUCACCAGAUGCUGGGGAGGAGGAAAAGGAGCAAUAG
Messenger RNA from Musca vetustissima, 2073 nucleotides. RefSeq lists its product as uncharacterized. Lineage: Eukaryota; Metazoa; Arthropoda; Insecta; Diptera; Muscidae. The record is from RefSeq and is a predicted model, not a curated record. The transcript is spliced from 6 exons. The coding region runs from base 1 to 2073 and encodes 690 amino acids.